AUGAAUAAAUUGAAAAAGUCGAUAAGACGACAGGAGAGGACUAGAGGUGAUGCUUCCGCUGAUGACCAUCAACGUUUUGAACAAACCAAACAACAUUUUGAACGUCUCCAAACUUCUUUGGAAGAAUUAACCGAGUGUUUAGGCCAUCCACCUAUUCAACUCCCUCCAGAAGAAACUAGUGAAGAUGAAAGGGAAGCUGACGCGGCUGUAAAUCGUUUAACUGAAGAAUUGAGUGAAGGAAGAAUUUUAAUUUGGCCUGAUCGUGAUACUCAACUUUUUUAUGAAUCUUUAAUUGAUGUGACUGCUUAUACACCUACUGUUGCUGCACAGACGGCAGAUGCGGGAGGAAUUGAACAGCAACAGACUAAAGAGCAUAUAGUAACUGAAUCUAUCGAAAAUGUUGAUUUAAGCUGUUUGGAAGAAGUACAGCCUACAGAUGAGAUGGAAACAACUGCUGCUACAACAAAUUUACUGGAAGUACCUGAAGAAGAGGAAAUUUCACAAUCAACAGAACUUGUAGAGGAGCAAGAAACAAUUUAUCAACAACCACCAGACUCAGCAGCAACAAUUACCACCCCCACAACUACCAGCAAUUUUUCUGAAUUACUUGGACGUCUCCCCCAAUCAAUAAACAAAGAAUUAAUUGAUUCAAUUUCAAUAGAUUUUUUAAAAAAUUAUUCUAGAAUUAAAAGUAAUCGAAAACGUUUAAUUCAACAUUUGCAACAACCGCCGGAAGGACGUUUAGAUUUGUUACCUUUUUAUGGGAGGUUUAUGGCGACAAUUAAACCUGCUUAUCCAGAAAUUACUACACAGGUUUUGCAUGAAUUGUUAGCUCGUUUCCGUUCAAUCACCACACCAAAAAGUGUUAAAUUUGCAAAGAAGGCAGAAAUGCAACAGGCACUUGCUCGAAUCGAGGCGAAGCUUCAACUAUGUUCUUACCUUUCUGAAUUGUGUAAAUUUGGAAUUCUUCCAAAAGCUGAAGCAUUAACUUGUUUACGUUCUUUAUUAGUCCAUAUGCAUUUUUACAAAGUUGAUAUGCUUUGUAUUAUGAUUGAACAAAUGGGUUCAUUCUUAUAUCGUUCACCUGAUGCUCAUUCAAAAAUGGCUGUAAUAAUGCAAGUUUUGAAGGAUAAAUCAGCAAAUGUUAAAGAUCCAAGGCAUAAGAUUCUCCUAGAAAAUGCCUAUUUUGCUGUUAUUCCUCCAGAUGAUCAAACAAUUAGUUCAACAACAACAGCAGCUCGACAACCACCAAUGCAUGAAUUUAUUCUUCACAAGCUUUCAACAGACAUUAGAAUUGGUAUUUUUCGACGUAUAGAUUGGGAUGAUGAAGAGAUUAAAGAUUUCACCUUAAAAUUGCUUUCUUGUCCAUGGCGUGUUCAUUUUGCUGAUAUGGCUUCUAUGGCUUCUCUAGUUUCUGCACUUUCUGAUCAUCAUGAUUGGAUUGGUGUUUAUGUGUUAGACUCUGUUCUCGAAUUUUUGCGUCUUUCGUUAGAAUUGAAUGCUCCAGCAUUGCAACAACGUGCACUCACAACUGUUGCUUAUCUUGGACAAUUAUUUAAUUAUAAUGUUACAAAUACUGCUACUUUGUUUAAGGUUUUGUAUCAAUUAAUCUCUCUUGGUAUUCACCCUAUUACCUCUACUGUCUCCCCCGAUUUACCUCAACAAGAAGGAAACAAUGAAUCAUCCGGUCCAGAACAAUUAAUUAUUCGAUUACAACGAAUUCGACUUGUUACCCAAUUAGUGGAUACAGUCUGUGAAUUUUUCUGUGCCCCAAAAAGUAAAAGUACAAGGAGGAUGGAUCAAUUUUUGUUCUUCUUUUUAAAAUUUUAUUAUGAAACACGUGAUGGUUGGUCUCUUUAUAUCGACGAAAUUGGUGAAUUCCCUGAUGAUGUAAUUCAACUAGUUACAGAAUUAUUUCGUACUUGGAGGAAAAAUGAAAAAUUUCCGGAGAACCUUAAUGAAGCGCAAUUGAAGGUAGCAGAGAUUGAAGCGACUUAUAAGGCAAAAGUUGAUGAAAUUUUGGCUGGAAUGCGUAAUGCUCUUGAAGCGGCAACUAGAGAUGAAGAAGGGCAAAGACGUCUUAAUAGAAUUAAUGAAGAAAAUGAGGAGGAGGAAGAGGAUGAUUAUGAUAGUGAGGAGGAUGAGGAAGAUGAAGAGAACCAUUCUUUGGAUGAAGAAUUGGACCAUUCUUGUGAUAAUGAAGAAGAAGAAGAUGCUGAACAUAAUGAAAGGCCCCAUUCAAAUCGAAAGCAACACAAAAAGAAUAGUUUAAAUAAUAAUGAAGAACAACAAAAUAUUUCUUCAUUACAAACACAACAUUUAUUAGAAAAUCCUGAAAAAUCGCCAACUUGUUAUUUUGAUGGAGAUGAAUCUGAGCUUAGAAUACAUACACAACAGAAACAGUUACUUCCAGAAGAUGAAGAUUUUAUGAGAGAUUUUGAUAAAACUAUGAACGAGUCUUUACAAUCAGCUCCAGUAAUGCUUCAAGGUCCUAUUAGCGAUUUGGUUGUUCCACCCCAAGCAAAACAAAAGUUUGAAAGGAAAUUGACUUUUGCAAUGUCAGAAACUCAUUCAGUUGAUAAAAGUUCCCCACAUGAUCUUUUGCCACCUGAGGAUGUUGGAGGGAAUAGUUAUUAUGGAAGGAGCUCUCAACAGCAACAUAGACAGAAAGGUUCAGCAUCUUCCCCUCAAUCUAGAAUGGCUUUAAUGCUUCGUGCUAACAAAGGUGUUGGAGGUAGUAGUGGUGGCGGUGGUGGUUUAGGAACAAGCGGUGGAGGAGUCGGAGCUAAAGGCAAUGUUUUGUUGAAAGCAGUAAAUAUAGAAGAUAUUGAUGAUAAUUUGGCGGAGAAAUGGCGAAUGGCACAGGAGGAGCAAGAAAAAAAUAGAAGGGAAAUGAAAAAGGUAACUUUGGCUUUAAAUGAACGUAUGGCACAAGAAGCUGAUGAAGCAAACAGGCAAGAACAAAUUGCAGAAAUGGAAAAACGUUUUAUAUUUACUAGUGGUGGUGGGUCAACAACGCCGACAUCAAAUUUUGGGGGAGGGAAUGAGUAA
Messenger RNA from Meloidogyne enterolobii, 3051 nucleotides. The record is from the annotation of a GenBank genome assembly. NCBI's taxonomy places the organism in Eukaryota, Metazoa, Nematoda, Chromadorea, Rhabditida, Meloidogynidae.